AAAUACCUCUUUUGACUGUAUCUCCACCUCUUUAUGCUCUAUCUAUUCCUUUCCUCACCAGCCACUCUCUAGUCUCUAUACCAUUCUCUCUCUCUCUCUCUCUCUCUCUUUCGACUCUCUCCGAUCUCUUUCUUCCGACGAUACAAUCUCAAAAAUGGGUGGAAGUUCAAACGAUGAUGAUUGGGAAUUCACUUCCCCUUCAAAUGGGGUUCAAACUGUGGUUUUGGUUGGACGUACAGGAAAUGGAAAAAGUUCAACAGGCAAUAGCAUUCUUGGAAGAAAGGCAUUUAAGUCAAGGGCUAGCUCAGCUGGUGUUACCAGUACUUGUGAGCUGAACAGAACUGUAUUGACAGAUGGCCAGAUUCUUAAUGUUAUUGACACUCCCGGAUUAUUUGAUUUUUCUGCUGAGUCUGAAUUUAUUGGAAAAGAAAUUGUCAAAUGCAUCAAUAUGGCCAAGGAUGGCAUCCAUGCAGUUCUUGUAGUUUUCUCAGUCAGGUCCCGCUUUUCGAAAGAAGAAGAAGCUGCCCUUCAUAGCUUGCAGACUUUGUUUGGGAAAAAAAUUUAUGACUACAUGAUUGUAGUCUUUACUGGUGGCGAUGAACUCGAAGAAAAUGAUGAAACAUUGGAAGAUUACUUGGGUUCCGAGUGCCCUGAGCCUUUAAAGGAAAUUCUUCUUCUGUGUGGAAACCGAAGAGUUCUGUUUGACAAUAAGACCAAAGAUGAGGCAAAGAAAGCUGAACAACUUCAGCAACUUUUCUCUCUCGUAAACAUGGUCACUGAGCAGACUGGUGGUCAACCAUAUACGGAUGAAAUAUUCAUUGAAUUGAAGAAGGGGGCUAUGAAACUUCGUGAUCAGACAGAAGAAGUUAAUUCCUUGGAGGGGUACUCGAAACGUGAGAUUUCUGAGUUGAAGGAGCAGAUGCAUAGAUCAUAUGAAGACCAGCUCAAGCGAAUAACUGAUAUGGUUGAAUCGAAGCUGAGGGAGACUACUCACAGGCUUGAACUGCAAUUGGCAGAAGAGCAAGCGGCACGAUUGAAGGCAGAAGAGAUUGCUCAGGCAGCUCAAAUGAGAUCAAAUGAUGAAAUCCGUAAGCUGAGAGAACAUUUGGAGAGAGCCCAGAGGGAGACCGAUGAGCUUCGCAAGCAAGCUGAAAGUGGUAGGUGUGCUAUUUUAGAAAUGGAAAAAGUUCAACAGGCAAUAGCAUUCUUGGAAGAAAGGCAUUUAAGUCAAGGGCUAGCUCAGCUGGUGUUACCAGUACUUGAAAUUCUUCUUUCUUGUGGAAACCGAAGAGUUCUGUUUGACAAUAAGACCAAAGAUGAGGCAAAGAAAGCUGAACAACUUCAGCAACUUUUCUCUCUCGUAAACAUGGUCACUGAGCAGACUGGUGGUCAACCAUAUACGGAUGAAAUAUUCAUUGAAUUGAAGAAGGGGGCUAUGAAACUUCGUGAUCAGACAGAAGAAGUUAAUUCCUUGGAGGGGUACUCGAAACGUGAGAUUUCUGAGUUGAAGGAGCAGAUGCAUAGAUCAUAUGAAGACAAGCUCAAGCGAAUAACUGAUAUGGUUGAAUCGAAGCUGAAGACUACUCACAGGCUUGAACUGCAAUUGGCAGAAGAGCAAGCGGCACGAUUGAAGGCAGAAGAGAUUGCUCAGGCAGCUCAAAUGAGAUCAAAUGAUGAAAUCCGUAAGCUGAGAGAACAUUUGGAGAGAGCCCAGAGGGAGACCGAUGAGCUUCGCAAGCAAGCUGAAAGUGGUAGGUGUGCUAUUUUAUGAUGAUGAUAUGUAGACGCAAGCAAUGCAUUUUCUGGAGCACGACACAUUGUUUUAAAGUUUAUUUAUGAGGCAUAA
Camellia sinensis is the source of this 1846-nucleotide messenger RNA. The record is from RefSeq and is a predicted model, not a curated record. NCBI's taxonomy places the organism in Eukaryota, Viridiplantae, Streptophyta, Magnoliopsida, Ericales, Theaceae.